Molecule: messenger RNA, 4298 nt
Organism: Pseudophryne corroboree (corroboree frog)
Lineage: Eukaryota; Metazoa; Chordata; Amphibia; Anura; Myobatrachidae
Product: gastrula zinc finger protein XlCGF26.1-like
Exons: 7
Coding region: 354-2312 (652 amino acids)
Source: RefSeq, a predicted model, not a curated record
UACUAUACUGGGGGAGCAUCCUGUGGUGUCCUGAUAUUAUUACUAUACAGGAGGGAGCAGCCUGUGGUGUCCUGUUAUUAUUUUUAUACAGGAGGAGCAGCCUGUGGUGCACAUACUGAUACAAGGGUUGCACAGUAGUGAAGAAGACAUCUGGUGAGUGUGAGACACCCAGCAGCCAUCCCCGUGUGUCAGGAGGACUGAGCAGAACCCAGAGCCCCAUCACGGUGCCUCCACCUCACUCACUGAUACAUGAGAGGCACAGUAACCAGAAGAUCCUGGAACUCACCAACUAGAUCAUUCAGCUGCUGACUGGAGAGGAGGGGGAGGAACACAGGGGUCUGUACAAGGACGUGAUGAUGGAGAAUCACCGGCCCCUCACAUCACUGGAUGGACCCAGUAACAGAGAUACCCCAGAGAGAUGUCCCCGUCCUCUGUAUUCCCAGGAUUGUACAGAGGAGAAUCACAGGACCCCACAGGAGGAUCAGGUAGAACGUCUGUCUGAUUUUAAAACAGAAUAUAUAGAGGUAGAAGAAGAGACGUAUGUGACUGAUAUAAAGGCAGAAGAUAUAGAGGGAGAAGAAGAGACGUAUGUGACUGAUAUAAAGGCAGAAGAUAUAGAGGGAGAAGAAGAGAUGUAUGUAACUGUUAUAAAGGCAGAAGAUACAAAGGAAGAAGAAGAGACGUAUCUGAGAGGUGGUCAGCAGUGUAAAGAGGAGGAAAUCCCUACAGAUAUCAGCACAGCAGAUGGACACACAAGCAGGAAUAUCUCAGAAGGACAUCUAAUGUUAUCCCCGGUUUGUGACAUAAAAGAUAAAGACAAUAGACAGGAUUCUCCAGGAGCUAACCCCAUUACCCCAAUUAUACAUCCAGCUCUAUCAGCUGAUCCCUCUGAUCCUGGGAAAUGUUCUCCUGAUCACUCUGAUAUUGGUGCAUCUGUUACAGCUCUGAGAGUAGAUACAGUGUUUCCGUGUUCUAUAGAUGCCAAAUGUUUUACACAGUACACAAAGUGUAUUACCCAUCGGCCAGCUAAGGCAGGUGAGAGGCCACUGAUAUGUUCUGAGUGUGGAAAAUGUUUUAUAGGUAAGUCACGUCUUGUUAGACAUGAGAGAAGUCACACAGGUGAAAAACCAUUUCCAUGUUCUGAGUGUGGGAAAUGUUUUACACAUAAAUCACAUCUUGGUAGACAUGUGAAAAGCCAUACAGGUGAUAGGCCAUUUCCAUGUUCUGAGUGUGGUAAAUGUUUUAUAAAUAAGUCACAUCUUGUUAGACAUGAGAGAAGUCACACAGGUGAAAAACCAUUUCCAUGUUCUGAGUGUGGGAAAUGUUUUAUAGAUAAGUCACAACUUGUUAGACAUCAGAGAAGUCAUACAGGUGAAAAACCAUUUCCAUGUUCUGAGUGUGGGAAAUGUUUUGUACAGAAAUCAGAUCUUGUUACACAUGAGAGACGUCACACAGGUGAGAAACCAUUUCCAUGUUCUGAGUGUGGGAAAUGUUUUAUACAAAAAUCAGAUCUUUUUAAACAUGAGAGAUGUCAUAGAGGUGGAAAACCAUUUCCAUGUUCUGAGUGUGGGAAAUGUUUUAUAGAUAAGUCACAACUUGUUAUACAUCAGAGAAGUCACACAGGUGAGAAACCAUUUCCAUGUUCUGAGUGUGGGAAAUGUUUUACACAGAAAUCACAUCUUGUUAGACAUGAGAGAAGUCACACAUAUUCUGAAAGUCACACAUGUUCAGAGUGUGGGAAAUGUUUUACACAGAAAUCACAUCUUGUUACACAUCAGAGAACUCAUACAGGGGAGAAGCCAUAUGCAUGUUCUGAGUGUGGGAAAUGUUUUAUACAGAAAUCAAAGCUUGUUACACAUCAGAGAAGUCACACAGGUGAGAGGCCAUAUUCAUGUUCGGAGUGCGGGAAAUGUUUUAUAGAGAAAUCAUCACUUAUUACACAUCAGAUAACUCACACAGGUGAGAAGCCGUUUCUAUGUUCAGAGUGUGGGAAAUCUUUUACAAGGAAAUCUUCCCUUAGCACACAUCAGAGAAGUCACACAGGUGAGAAGCUGCAUCCAUGCUCUGAGUGUGGGAAAUGUUUUACACAUAAAUCAAAACUCAUUACACAUCAAAAAAUUCACACAGGCGAGAAGCCAUUUUCAUGUUCUGAGUGCGGGAAACGUUUUACACAGAAAUCAAAACUACUUAGUCAUCAGAGAUAUCACACAGGUGAGAAACCGUUUCCAUGUCCUGUGUGUAGGAAAUGUUUUAUGCAGAAAUCAGAUCUUCUUAAACAUCAGAAAUGUCACACUGGUGAGAAACCACUUUGAUAAGCUGAUUGAAAUCUAAAAAGGCAGAAAUAUAAAAGGAGAAAGAAAAAAAUGCAGAUGCACACUGCUAGCACUGAGAACACUGAUAGCAAAAUUAAUUUUGAUAAACUCUUACAAUUAACAUGGAGUAUAAGUGAAGUUCUUAGCACACAUUUGCGCAAAUAUGUGGGCCCACCCACCACGUCCAGGUGAACUUCAUUAAAUGGUUCCCUAACAUCUUUAAUACCACCACAUUAUAUACAUGUAUCUAGGUCUUGCCUUUAAAUAGAGCCCAUAUGAUUAUGUAGUUAGUAUUGUAGGAACCUGUGCUAUUUCAAACACCUUAGGGUAGAUGGGAGGGGUGCCAAUGCCAGAGUGAAGGAGCCUUACCUUUAAGUGUACAAUAUAUACACAUAUAGAGGCGGCGCGGGAAGGGGGGGGGGGGACUCGACUGCACACCCUAUUUCUAAACCUAUUAGGAGGUGCUACCAUGCUAAAGCUUCUAGUACCAUGCAGGAGAAAUAUAACAGCUUUAUUAAUGCUGUCUAUUAAAAAAAAAAACAUGCAAAAUAGUUUUUAUUUAGGCAUUUAAUAUUCUCAUGUUACAAACGUAAUAAAAAGAGACCGUUGUAAAUAGAUUAGCAUUAAAGCACACUUUUGGCGAGACAUCUGGGGAAACAAAAGUAUAGAAUAACAAAAUAAGUACAAUAAUGGGUUAAUUGGCAAGAUGUACAAUAUUUCAUUAAGAUAUUCAAACAACUGAACAUUAAUAAAAAUGUAAAAAAUAAUGGGACAAUUUACUGAAAUGGGGUCCAGUAUGAUUUACCGACGGACACAGUAUCGACAGUCAUAAUCACGACAGCCAUUGACCGACGGACAAAAUACCAACAUUCAUUAUGCCAACAUUUCAAAAUAUCGACACAAGUUUUCCUGUGGGUUUUUUUUUUUUGUGUCAAUGUGGACAUAGGUCGACAUGGACCCCGUGUAAGUGUACUGCGCUCGCCAUGCUUCGGGCACAGUGUGUCGCUGCGCUCGGCACACUAUUAUAUUCCCCCUCCUGGUCAACUGGAAUGGUAACGUAUAAACAAGUAUGUUUUGGGGCAAAAAGUCCUUAAAAACGCAUGUCGGCAUUUCAAAUGUCGGUAUUCUGACCAUGUCGGCAUUUCAAAUGUCUGUAUUUGAUCAUGUCGGUAUAAUGAAGGUCGGUAUUGGGUCUGUCGGUAAAUCAUCUGCUACCCAGUGAAAUGGAUGGUGGAGAAAGCAGAGGGGGGGCUUCAAAGAGGUGUAUGCCAUGUAUGGCAUUCUAGCACGCAAAUUGAUUAAUGCGCCAUUCGGACAUAAGACCCGGGAAAUAUACGAGUACAACCUGUCUAUCAACACAGGAAUUUCCCGCGUCUCAGUCUGACGCCCCCAUUCACACUACACCAAAAACCCGAGAAAUUCCCGGGUCGGAAUGCGAUCACACGGAACCUGGAUCUGACCUGGAAUUUGGGGUGGGAACACUUAUUUAUAUUAUUCAACCUUUGAUGUUUGUUAAUGGCAAAUCUGUGGUUUUAUUUCCUAUUUAAAUAUUUUUCUUUAAAGCUGUUCUACUUACUAGGUAAUUAUUUUUUCAUUUUUGUUACUAAGGUCCUCCCAGUCGCAUUCCCCCUGCCGCACCCAACUACCAGCCAGUAUUACCCUUCCUCAGUCUCAGAUCUCCCUUUCUCCUGUGUGAACGUCCUGUAAGUAUAUAGCAUAGGAUCUCAAACUCGGUCCUCAUAUGUAUGUCAUUAGAAAUGGACAUUUUUCUGGCCAGCACCACUCUUUUUACGGUUGUCAUGCACCUUCAAGAACUUCUUUAGAGUCUUCAUUUUAUUUACAACUUGCUGUUGUGUACGUAUAAUGCCUCUUGCUUCUAGCAGCUUUGCAAUAUUUUUAUAAAUGACUGCAUCCGUCACUGUGCCAGUGAUCUGUUUUUUAAUCUCCUCCUCACCCCUUAUGCUGAGCAGCUCUCUCACCUCCUGA